ACAGCAAACACACGGCUGCACGACCUGCCUAACCGAUUUUGGCACACUAAUGAAGUAAUCGCUCCAGUAGUUGAAGAUGUAUUACGGCUGGCUAAUUGUCUUGCUUACAUCUAUCCUGUUUCUUGCCUUCAACGGCAUUAAAAUGAGUUGGGGUGUGUUUGUGACGACAUUCAGCAGAGACGCGGUGCUGGGAUCCUCGUCCCAGGCCACCCUAGGUGUUAUCCAAUCAGUGUUCUUCCUAUGCUGCAGUACCGCCAGCUUCAUUGGCAAAGUCACAUCAGAUCACUGUGGCUACAGGAUUGCAGCGUUCACGGGGACGCUGCUGGUGGUAUUAGGACUCGGUCUCUCUUCACUUGCCCCCAGUGCGCUGUACCUGAUAUUUUCCUAUGGAGUCUUGUACGGCCUCGGGAUGAACAUUCUUGUUUCGCCUUUAUUCUUUAUCGUAGCUGACUGGUUUCCAUGGGAACACAGAUAUCACGUGAUGAGCACCAGCUGGUCCAUGGUUACAAUGCCUUUAGGCACCGUCAUUUUUGGAAACUUAAUACAGUGGCUCCAUCAAACAAUCGGGUGGAGGUAUGGGUAUCUCGUUUUAGCAUCUUUUUACGCUUUUUGGACCAUCAUAUCAAUCCACACGUUACAGAAACCAACCAAGGACGUGUUACAAUCAGCAAUACAAUCAGAAUCUCCCCUUUUCCCAAAGCAGAAGGCGUCGCCAUCUAUUGAAAUAAGAUGGAGUAAGCAGGUUCGCGUCGUUGUCAUGGCGACGUGGUUUGUCGUCUACCUCAGCAAGGGUAUAUGUCAAACGAUAUCCUAUGCAAUUCUGGUGAAGCAAGUCGAAAGUUUAGGAUACACACCUGCAGAUGGCGCUCACUGUUUGACCGCGGACGGCGUGGCGGGAUUUUUGAGUCGUCUCCUGGUGUCUCUGAUGGGCGACCACCUGAAGGGGUACAUUCUCUAUGUGUACGUGAUCUGUGCUGGUUUACUCAUGGUCAAUAACGUACUUGCCUCAUAUUUGACAACACUGACGGGGAUGUUCAUAUACAGUACUGUUUUGGGUCUGGGCCAGGGUCCUAUCAUAGCAGCUUGGUACGCCUCAUGUGGUGAGGUACUCAGUGGUCAGGACGUCCCAGCGCUGUUUGUUCUACUACGGUCUGGCAUGGGACUGGGGGCCGCUGUAGGACCUUUCCUGGCAGGUUUUAUUUACGAUAUAAGCGGGUCGUACAAGUCAGCGUUUUUAACCAUGGCGGCUUUGUACUUGGUCAACGCUCUCCUGACUGCGGUCAUUAUUUUCAUAAACGGUGUCCAAAAAAAAUUAGCAAAGUCAGAAUGUCGGUAUUAGAUGAGAUAUCACUGCCAACUCUCGCCGAAUGAUAUUUUUAAAUAUUUUACUCAAAAGGUUGCAUAUAAAAUAUUAAAUCGUGUACUCAAUUUAUAAUAUGAAUGAUAAAUGAAGAUGUCGUUUAGGCGACCUGACUUGUCGAAGACAUUAAGCAACACAUGAAAUGAUUAAAGAAAAAUAUAAGCCAUGGACCUGGUGGCCAUUUAACAGAUAAUGAAUUACUUUAGCUACAUAUUGAACCAAACACAUGUUUUAUUAGUUAAAACUUAACACAAAACAUUUUGUUAGACAAGUGAAGCUUUGUACUUGGUCAACGCUCUCCUGACUGCGGUCAUUAUUUUCAUAAACAGUGUCCAAAGAAAAUUAGCGAAGCCAGAAUGUCGGUAUUAGAUCAUCGCGAUUUAACUGCCAAUUCUCACCGAAUAAUAUUUUUAAAUAUUUUACUCAAAAGGUUGUAUAUAAAAUAUUAAAUCGUGUUCUCAGUGUAUAAUAUACGUGAUAAUUGGAGAUGUUACGCGGUCGUUUAGGCGAAGGUUAACGUAGUGCUAGAGAUGUGACCGGUUUUCCACUUACAGAUAUCACUUACUAACUGGUCCUUUUUGAAUUUCAUAGAUGAAAUGCUCAAGCAUUAAAUGUAAUGUAUAAAAUAAAUUAUGUCAGAGUAAAUUGGUUUGUUAUGUGUUUAGCGUUACAUGACUUUUUAUAUCCCAGAUUAAAUGCUACAGUAUAAAACGUAAUGUAUGAAGAUAAAUUACAUCAGAGUGAAGCGAGCUGAUAUUAUUCUUUGUAUGACUUGACUACUAAAUAACAUUUUUAAAAAAUUAAACGGCAUUAUCGUAAGAAAAAAGGGAAAUUUAAUUCCAUUUCUGGUUUUCAGAUUUACCUUGUCCUUGACAUAACAUGUGUGGUACGUGAACCUUGGGAACAUCAAAAGAAAUUAUUUGGUACAAGGUGGUGUGUGUCUCAUGUUAAAUUGGUAACUCACUUGGCGGUAAUGGAUAGGAAGGUGGAA
This is a messenger RNA of Lingula anatina, 2351 nucleotides long. RefSeq names its product monocarboxylate transporter 13-like. Gene Ontology annotation, biological process: transmembrane transport. Gene Ontology annotation, molecular function: transmembrane transporter activity. Lineage: Eukaryota; Metazoa; Brachiopoda; Lingulata; Lingulida; Lingulidae. The record is from RefSeq and is a predicted model, not a curated record.